GGCCGACGAAGCCUGCGAUUGUCGAGGGCUAAAGGAACACUCCGAAAACAGUCUCCGUUUCCAGAGGAAAAGCUUGCACGCAGCUAUGCUUUGCAGUUGCUACCAAGUGAGUUCCCUUCCCCGUGAUCGCGUAGGGUCGUUUCUUCGGAGCCACGAAGGCAGCACGCGACACGGAUGGCUGAGCCGGGACUUUUUUUCGUCUGGAAAAUCUCCUUCCUUCGAUUCGCAGAAGCCCGCAGUUUCUCACGUUGUCGUCGGUGACUACACACACGACCAUUUUGUGGUGUGCUGCGGUUAGAUGCUCGUCCAUUUCUUCGUUUUUUCUCCCCCUUACGGCUCGUUUCUCUUGAGGGGCUUUGCUCUAUAAAAACUCUGCGAUCUGUAUCAAGCCGGACUGUUUCGUUCUCAACGCUGACGCUCAUUUGUCCAGCUUUCGCUGCAGUAUCUUCGAACUCGAUAUAACGGAACACCUCGCUGUUUUUCGGCUUCUCACCUCCUCGCCGACUCCAUUCAACCCAGCCCCCGGUGACAGUUGGACUCACGACUCAGAUCUGGUUUCCCCUGAGAGACGUCUUGUACCCCCCAGUCCGCUUUUUACACUUCCAAUUUUCCACAUUGUUUGCAGCUUCUACAUUCUUGCGAUUUCUCGCGUUGUAUGGACAGGUAGAGGAACCCUGUCGCGGGCGGCAACUUGAUGUCUACCGCGAACUUGUUGCUUUGAUCACUACUUGCUAGCGGGGAGUUCACCUUUGAUCCGGACUGCCGAAGAAAAACUCUUCCCUGCCAUCUCGUACGUACUUGCCUCCCGGCUGUCAUCCCUCCCGCCUUUUUCCUGGGCUCCUGAGGGAGGGACUUCGCCCCGGGGUUUCCCGAGUCGUCAUAUCCCCGCUCUACGUGUAGCAAAGCAAGGGCACGAGGCUUAGUUGUCUGCGACCAUCUGACACUGCCUUUCCGUCUCGAGUAGAAAAAGGCAAUUCGACUCUCGCCUUUUACGGUGGCUUUCGGCCCGUGAGUUGUUUCUUUUCCUUUUUCGUCACUUCUUCACACCAUGGCGGCAGCGAAGGGCUCCAAUGCACUCAUUCAGCAGCUCCUCGAGGCAGAGGAGGAGGCCGACACCAUCGUCAACAAAGCGAAGGAAAACCGGGUGAAGAUGCUCAAGGAUGCCCGCUUCAGUGCUGAGGAAGAGCUGAAGGUAUUUCGCGCCAAAGAGGAGGAGCGAUUCAAGGCGGAAUACGAACAGACCGCAGGCCAAGAAGAUUCUCUGGUGUCGAGCCUGGAGGCGAAGACAAAGGGCGAGAUUGAGGGCAUCAAGAAAGACUACAUGGAGAACAAAGACAAACUCAUCGAGUUCAUUCACAGAAAAGUCAUGGAUGUCGAUCUUUCGUUGGACACGGAAACGAUUGCUGUUCUACGCACUUGCGACAAACGAGGCGUCGCACCGUAAUUUGGUAGAUAUCGACCCGGUGUUUGGGAAAAAGCUGACUUUUUCUGAGACAAUGCAAUUUACGGUGUGGAACAUUUUUCUUUGCGUGCACACGAGCAUCUGCGCGUGAUUGUCUUCCGGACACCCAGACGCGGCUGGAGUGUCGAAACUCUGCGGACUUCUUUCUCCCAGCUAGAUGCCGAAGCAGAGCACUCCGCAUGCAGAUGCACGUGUUCGAGGAAACGGACGAAAAGGCGACAGCAGACUCUCCCUGAGUGUACUCGGGGCCUAUGAUACCUUCAGUAUAAGAUUACGGGGUGACAACACCAAAGCAGAACACCAGGUCACUGGACACACCUACAGGACCACACCAGAGAGGUCUGCAGAAUGAUAUGAACAGCAGGCUUUCACAACGCUUUCCGGGCUGUAUUCUGCUAAGCCGCCAAGACGGCAAGACAGAAAAUCUACGCAUCACAAUUUAGCAGGUCUCUGUAAAAGCAAAUGCUGCCGAAUAGACAUUGGUCUCCCACCAACGACAAGGUCCGCAUUUUAGACUACAGGUGACGUCGAAUUUGAAACUCCAGUCAGGAUUACAGCCGGAGCAUUUAUUGAAAUGCUCAAACUUCUCUCGUAUGUUUCGCACUUAAAACCUACUUCCAAUUACUUACCCGUCACACGCCUGUCUCCGGAGGGUCGCUACAGCAUCAGAAGGCUCCUCCCUUUUGGCUGUGCACUGUUUCAUUAGUAUUACAGACACUUUCCAAUCAAACUUUAUAAAUACCAUGCAGUUUCAUUUUCGAAUUGCUGCAAUCCUAUGUGUUGAACCGAUGACGACACUUUCGCUUUAACGUCUUAUCC
Messenger RNA from Toxoplasma gondii ME49, 2281 nucleotides. Its product is annotated as vacuolar ATP synthase subunit g, putative. The transcript has 3 exons. NCBI's taxonomy places the organism in Eukaryota, Apicomplexa, Conoidasida, Eucoccidiorida, Sarcocystidae. The record is from RefSeq and is a predicted model, not a curated record. Gene Ontology annotation, biological process: proton transmembrane transport. Gene Ontology annotation, cellular component: vacuolar proton-transporting V-type ATPase complex. Gene Ontology annotation, molecular function: proton-transporting ATPase activity, rotational mechanism. The coding region runs from base 1049 to 1444 and encodes 131 amino acids.